Molecule: messenger RNA, 839 nt
Organism: Penaeus monodon (black tiger shrimp)
Lineage: Eukaryota; Metazoa; Arthropoda; Malacostraca; Decapoda; Penaeidae
Exons: 4
Coding region: 1-786 (261 amino acids)
Source: RefSeq, a predicted model, not a curated record
AUGACCAACGUGACGAGCGUGGACUUCCGGAACGCGACCGGAACUGUCACCUACACCUGCCCUGACCUGAUGGGCACGAGGGACGGCAGGUCAGACCAGGUCGUCACUUGCUCCGAGACGCCCACUGAGUACGCCUUUCUGCCGGCUUCCGUUGAGGACUGUGAUGUGUGCCUUGGUGAGCCGACGGUCGGGAACGCCACGACGGACUGGACCGCCGCGAGUCUCUACCUCAUUGGCCAGGCCGUCACCGCCACGUGCCUGCAGGACCACUUAACCGACGGCGACGUUGCAAGCAAGAACGUCUCAUGCACGAGCACUGGCUGGGAAACAGUGGGCGGAUGUUACUUGGCGUGCGUGUCUGCUCCGCCGUCAGCUGGGCUGAACAUGGUCCAAGAAGAACGCAAUAGCAGUGGCGUUGGGAGCGUUAUACACUAUGUCUGUUCUCCUGGGUUUCUCUUGAGGCAGGAUGGGGAGCCAAAAAAUGCAACGACGGUCGUGUGCGGAGACGAUGCGACGUGGCAGAUCUCUGACGAAACACUGGCUUGUGCUAAUCCCAUCUGGACGCUCCCAGAGGCACCCAACGGCACCGUGAUCACAGUGCCAGAUCCCCCCAACUGGCCCAACACAACCUUCGGCUGCUUCUGCCAAGACGGUCUCUGGAGUGCCACAGAGGUCACUGAAACCACCGUGAUGGCAACGCUGGACGGCUGGGUACUACAAGAUCCGGAUUUCUUUUGCAUAAAUGGUAAGCACUUGUUUAGACUCUCAAAAUGGGCGUGCAGGUGAACAUUUUGGCAUAAGUAUGCCAUUGUUCGUUGUGAAAUAAAGUAGUGUUAUAU